Molecule: messenger RNA, 4163 nt
Organism: Cydia strobilella
Lineage: Eukaryota; Metazoa; Arthropoda; Insecta; Lepidoptera; Tortricidae
Product: mitochondrial genome maintenance exonuclease 1-like
Exons: 5
Coding region: 138-1346 (402 amino acids)
Biological process (GO): mitochondrial DNA replication
Cellular component (GO): mitochondrion
Molecular function (GO): single-stranded DNA exodeoxyribonuclease activity
Source: RefSeq, a predicted model, not a curated record
UCAUUUUCUAAAUGCCUGCAAUUCUACGCUUUUACCAUCUGUUUGUUCUAGAUUUCUAGUGCUCCAUAUUGGCGUCCUGAUUCUCUAAAAAUACUUCUUAAAGCGAAAAAUAAAUACAGAAUAUAUCUUUCUUCGAAAUGUUACGACCUAUAUCGACCAUUGGCCGAAGGAUUUCGUUGUUGAGUAGUUCGAAGGACUCGAUCAGGACUAAAGUGGUUCAUCCCGCUUCUCUUUUGAAACCGGCAGAAAAGAUUAAGCUUUACAAUAAAGAAAACAAAGAGCUGUUCGGCCCAUUAUUAGAGACAAACAAGCAGAGGAAACAGAAAUUACGGAAGUCUGCUAAAAAUAGCAAACUCGCGGAUCAAAACAACGGAGCGUCGGCGCCGCGCGAAAGUGCAGUGAAAUUCGACAGUAGUGCUAAGAAAAAUGAUAUAACCUGCCUCAAAUACAAUCCUGUUUUGCCCGUGGAGAUUUUUAAAAGAAAAAUGUGGCAGAAUACGAGGACUUGUGUAAAUUUUGUGGGUGUGCUGUUAAAUAAUGCUAGCGUGAGAGGUUUGAAGACUUCAGCAGCUGUCAGUGCUGCUAGAAGCACAGCUGCAGAGCAGGGUUAUGUCUCGGAGGACAAGAUUCUUCAGAUCAAGCCCCACCGGAAUGAUUAUGCCCAGCAAUAUCCAUCGGUGACUCUAAUUCUGAACAAAACUAUGACGAAUGAAUCUAGGGCAGCAUUAGAAAAGUGGAAACAGGAAAGGAUUGCUGAAAUGGGACAAGAAGAGUUUGAUCGAUUCUAUCAAGCUCAAUUGGCUCUCGGCUCAAAAUUCCACAGCACACUCAAAGACUACUUCACUCAGCCGAAAUCUCAGCUCCGCAUAGAGAAAGAUGUGGAGCCUGUCUGGAACUCGGUAGCGGAGGUCUUGAAGCACAUAUCAUCUCCGAAAGCUAUCGAGUCCAACGUAUUACACCCAGUUUUGAAAUACAGAGGGAUAUUUGAUGCCAUAGCCUAUUAUGACGACAAGCCAACCCUUAUAGAAUGGAAAAAAUCCGAUAAGCAACGCAAAUCUAUAGCCACGACCUACGACAACCCAGUCCAGCUAGCAGCCUACUUCGGUGCAGUCUGCAACGACCUGAACUACAAGCAUUUGAACGUCCGGGACGCUCUGCUAGUCAUCGCCUACACCGAUGGUUCCAAAGCCGACUAUUAUCAUCUCUCGAUGGACAAGCUUAGGGAACAUUGGGCCCAAUGGCUGAUACGGUUGGAGACGUACAUGAAGAAACAUGGACAGGACUCGGAGAAGAUUUUGAAAGGCGGGAAGAGGUUGUUUGAAGAAGAAAUUGGGAAUCUCCAGUAAUUAUUGCGGGGAUGAAGCGGAUGAAAAAUUAAACUGAAGAAAUAAAGAAAACUAAUUCAAGCUACUUUCAAAAUUUGUGAGUUUCGAUCAAUGUAAGAUUUGUUAUAAAAAAAGAGUGUUGUUGAAGUCUUUGAAGAUGUAUCAGAUAGUCUUCCCAGAUUGAAAGAAAAUUGGCUAGUUUGCCGUGUCAAUUAUAGUUGUAUAAUCAUUAUUCUCAUGUUAUAAUACUAAGGUCAUGCUCGGAUGCUUUCUAUAAAGGUUACAGGAAUCUCAAUGUUGGCAUUGCAGUGUCUUUCCUCGUAUUUGUAUAAGUACUAAAACAAAAUUGAAAUGUUUUGGCACUACAUACAGUAGGAACUUGAUUAACCGAACUAAUUGACAAAGACUAGUUUGGAUAAUCAAAGGUUUUUUGGGACGAGAUCAAACAAAAACAACAACUUUUUACAUAAAAAGUAAGUUUGACGUACAAAUUAACGUUAAUAUAUAAAACACCUAAAAAGUGUGGAUAAUUAUGAGGGUUCUGAUAAUCGAGGUUCUACUGUAGUUGAAAUUUAGAAACACAUAUGCUUUGAGACUUUCGAGGCUAGAUUUAUAUGAAGUUUAGUGCUCAAGACAUAGUCGACUAGAUAGACCUAACCAUGGAACUAAAUAAAAGUGAAGAUGGUGUUAUAAAAGUGAGAACUCUUUUAGACAAUUUGACAUGGUUCCAUUUUAAUCUAGUACAUUUUGUUGUAUGUAUAAGUUUUACAGUCACGGCACGGAAUUGUUAUGCCGUUUAGGAUUCUUGCGAAAUUGGAAAUUAUAUAGCGUAAUUAUUGAACAACCAAUUUAGCUAGGAUCCAAAAUGGCGCAACAAUCGCGGAGCGUAAUGGUACCUGAGGGCCUACCGCGAACCACGUUCGGCGUUUAGCCCCCUGUCACACUUGCGUACGAAUUUACAAGUGCAACAGAGAGGCAACACGUCGAACGUGAUUCGCGGUAAGCCCUCUGGCUUUGACCUGUGCCGAAUCCGAGAAAACAACUCACCCUAAAUCCGAGCAAGACUCAUUAUCAAAUGUGUCGUUUUCAAUCAAAAGGUACCACAUUGUCGCUAGCCAUAAGGACGCUCUGACAGGUUCUUCGUAUGAAGAUACAAUCCAAUUUCGUCCCUAUGGUAAGCGACAAUGUGGUACCUUUUGAUUGAAAACGACACAAAUAAUGGUAAGAUUCAAAGUAGGCUUUAAAAAACUUGGAGAAAAUAUUGACAUAAGUCACCACCCAGCUAGCAGUCGUUUUUAUCGUUUAUCGCCGUGUAUAAGAAAUGGGUCACUCCCACACUUUCAUACUUGCCUUGGCUUCAAUCUUGUCUUAUCCACAGCGACAAAUGAACUCAAGUGUUGAAUUGUUAUGAAAGUUUAUCGAUAGCACUCAGGAUUAAUAAUGUGAAAAUUGUGAUUAGCUUUGUUAUUGUAAAACUAUCAAUUGUAGCGUAAUACCAAAAAAGUAGUAAUAGCCUAGUCAGUUUCGAAUACAAUUUCUAAUUCUUAACAUCAUUCGAUUUUUCAGAAUACGAAAAAAAUUAUAGCAUUUAUUAGCAAUAGCUAGCAAUAACAUAAACAUUACUACACCACUCUCACACAUCACAUAAUAAUAAAAACUUUUACGCGGGAUCUGUCUUACAGUUUAAAAUUGCAAGUUACAUUGUCAAAACUACUUAGAUUUUUUUUAUUUUGUGCUGUACUUGAUUUUUUUAUUCCUGUAUGGUAAGUUCAUAAUACGUUUAAUAAUAUUAAUGCUUCACAAAUGUAGACAUUUCAUGUUCCUUUUAUUUUAUGGUCUGGCUGAUUCGAAUAAAUAUUAAAUAAUUUCAUUGUUAUAUGUUAUGAACUCGGCCGUUACUUUUAUAGAAGGCCCUGCUCAACCAUUUUUAAUAGGAAGUGUAUUCGGGUAAUUACGGAUAAUUCCGUAAAUCUGACGAAAAUUACUCAAAAUUCCAUCAUAAUAAGAGUCCCUUUUCGGAAUUAUCCGACGGUUUUUGACACUCGGAAUUACCCGAAACCGAAUACACCGUACAGAUAACUGCGGGCGCAGCAUGGUUCCAUUUUUAUCGCACUGUUACUAUGCCCGUCACUUUCACUUUAGAACGUGACAGGCAUGGUGACAAGCGAUAAAAAUGCGACCGGACUAGUUCUACCGCCGCUGAUCAUAACAGCUAAUCGAUGGUUCGUCAACUUUGUUGCUUUUUGUAAUACUUAAGCGACAAUGCUGCAUCUAGACCGCGAUAAAAUAUCAUGGCGCCUAUACAUUAUCACCUAUACAUCAGACGAUGGAUGGCUUCAACCACUAACCACGUGAUAAAAUGUCACUAACACCACGCGAUUAAAAGAGACGGACACAGUAUUUAUCACACUGUCACGUAGACAAAAUUAAAUGCGACUACCAUAUUCACACAUCAAAUAGAUAUUAACGGCCAUAGUGGCCAAAUAUAACGGAACACAUCUUUAUUUUUAUGGUAAAAAGGUGAUAUCUUUGGCCACUGGCGGUCACUAUAUAUUUGAUACUGACUGUACGAGACAUUAUCGUGCUCUCAUCUCAAUCAUUUUGUCGCGUCCCGCUCAGCUGACAGUUUUUGACAACCGAGUGAAAGGGUGACGUUGACACGGUGAGAACUUCUUGCCUGUCUAUGAUUGUCGUUAAGUGAACAGGCGCCUUCGUCGCAUUAAAAAUUAUAAGUAACAUGUGGAAGGAAACUUAUAAACUGAUAUAAUUAUUAUAUUCUAAGUCUGAUUAAUGUUUGUAUAGCUCACUCCAUAUCUUGUAAUAAAACCAUAAUAAGUU